ACUUACCCAGAAACCAAUCUCGACCUAGGCGGGCAGUCCAGGAGAAUCCAAAGGCGUGGUGAGCGACAGAACGAUGGCGGACGCGGAGAAAAACGCUGUUGCGGAGAAAAACAACGCUGUUGCGACGAAAGAGGUUCUGGCUGAGGCAGCAGCCAUUCUAGAACCUGUAGGCUUGCAGGAAGAAGCAGAGCUGCCUGCCAAGAUCAUGGAGGAGUUUAUGAGGAACUCGCGGAAGAAAGACAAACUGCUCUGUAGCCAGCUUCAAGUAGUGAACUUCUUACAGACUUUUCUGGCUCAGGAGGACACUGAGCAGAGCCCUGAUGCUCUGGCUUCUGAAGAUGCCAGUCGGCAAAAGGCAACUGAAACUAAGGAGCAGUGGAAGGACAUGAAGGCCACAUACAUGGAUCACGUGGAUGUCAUAAAAUGUGCCCUGUCUGAGGCCUUACCCCAGGUUAAAGAGGCUCACAGGAAGUACACAGAGCUUCAGAAGGCUUUUGAGCAACUCGAGGCUAAGAAGCGAGUCCUUGAGGAGAAACUUCAGCUGGCUCAGAAGCAGUGGGUACUGCAACAGAAGCGUUUGCAGAACCUGACAAAGAUUUCUGCAGAGGUCAAGAGGCGCCGGAAGAGGGCUCUGGAGAAGCUUGACGGAUCCCAUCAGGAACUGGAAACCUUGAAGCAGCAAGCGGGGCAGGAACAGGAGAAGCUGCAGAGGAACCAGAGCUACCUCCAGCUGCUGUGUUCGCUGCAGAAUAAGCUGGUCAUCUCUGAGGGCAAGGCUGAGGACAAAGAUGUGAAAGGGCGAGCCCUUACAGCCAAAUCCAAAUCUCCUUAAAGGGUGAAAACAUUGAUGGGUGAAAUUUGCCUUUUUGCACCGCAUUUAUGGAUCAUCUUGAAAAAGAAAUGAGUGCUUCCAAACCACUCAGUGAAGGAGGAGACGAAGCAGCUUUGUAAACCGCAAAGUUAAAUCCACCUACUGUACAGCUGUCCUGCAACGAGAGCAUUGAGUGAGAAGACAGCAGGGAAGGAAGAACAUUCCAGGGGAAGUGGCAGUUGCCAUGGGGUGGUGGUGGUUAUGAAAAUGCAUGAGUAAAGGAAAAUAAUUCUGCACUAAGAUAAAGCAAAAAGCCAUAGCGUGAGGACUGAGCCCAGCUAACAGGAUACUGGACAUGAGCCUCUCUGAGGGAGACAUGUCAGUGAGAAGCUUUGAGUCUAUAAACUGAUAAGGACCACAUUGACUUCUCUGUACAGAUUAGACCAGGGAUGAUAGGUUUGAAAUACAGAUAUUUAGAAUUUAUGGUUGUAUUAACAAGAUUGAAAGAUGACUAAGAUCUGGGUUAGGAAUUGUUGGCAGAAACGUGGUAAAUCUUGUGGUUAUUGGAUAGAUUUAGGCUGUUUUACUUAUACCAUUGAUUGGACGUUAAGUGUUUGAACUAUAUAUUGGGGGAAUUCCAAAGUUUCUUUAUUCUGAACUGGUAGGAUCCAGUUCUGUGCUGACAUAAAGAAUUGACAGGGCUGGACCUUAACCAAGAAACAGCUUAUGGUAGGUGUACAAUUGAGAUUUGUCCAAGUGGUACACUUGACCACUGCAUUCAUGUGUCUAAGGACCAUUGAGCAGACGGGAAUUAUGCAGCUUCACUCCAUCUAGGGCUGAGAUGGCUAAGAACACAAAAGUAUGGUAACAACUAGAGAUAGGCUGACACGGUCAGCUUCAACACCUGUUAUAUUAUGCAUGUUUGUAUUUUGAAAGGGACAAAGAAGAACACUGGUUUGGCCUGGAACACCUUUUCUACUGAGAAUGAGAAGUGGCCUGAUAUACUUAUAGCUUGACAAGUGAGAUGGUUUGAUGAUGUCUUCAAGAGCUAAGGAGAAGGGACUGAAAGAAAUUUAGUUAAGAUUGAAAGCUGGUUGUGAAGCCUGUUAGCAGAUCUUCAGGAUGGACGUAGUGAGAUGCAGCAAACCUGUUCUUUGCCUGAAGAACCUGCAACAAGACUUUGUGGCCUGGAUUGUUGACCCAUUGCAUGGAUAUGGACUUUCUGGGAAACCUUAGAUUGUUGGAAACAUUUAUGGGAAUAGGAAUCUUUCAUUAAAUACCUCAAUUUUCUUUGUUGUUGAUGUUGUUGUUAUAGCACAAUCUACCGUAUUCUGCCUGAUUUAAGAUAAAGAGCAUAAAAAUAGUGCUAGCUUGUGAGAGUUAGCCUGCCAAGGACUGUGAGGGCUAGAUAGUGAGAGGUUGGAAUUGAGCCAAGACACACUGAUGAUAAAAUAGGUGGAGGAGUAGUGAAGAUAGUUGCUGAAGUAUGCCAGGCUUUAGUUUUAUUUAGAAAAAACCAUAAGCCUUUAUUACAUUUCUGUUUGAUAAUUAUCUGAGCCCCCAAACUUCUCCUCAAAUAGUCUGUUUUAAAAGUACAAUUUAUUUACUUCCAUUUAUCUGAAGAUAUGUGCCUUCCAUUUCUAAUUUGAAAGUGCUCAGAGUAAAUCUUAGGAUAGGUUAGUUAACAUCAGCUGAUGUCUUUGUCUACUUUUGAGUCUGAGGACACCAGUGAUACUUAAUUGGGUCUUACUCUGUGCUUUCAUUUUUACUUGACUAUUGUUUUAAAGCCUCAUUUCCAAACAAAGUCACAAAGAGCCACUGAAGGCUAGAUUUUUGUAACUAUUAAACAGUAAAAAGUAUGCUACAUGUAUAAGAUGUAUAAAUACUUAUUUAAGAAUUAUAUAAGAGUAUUCUGAAA
This is a messenger RNA of Mus musculus (house mouse), 2729 nucleotides long. It is a transcript of the gene Zwint, whose product is annotated as ZW10 interactor. Bases 74 to 832 code for a protein of 252 amino acids. The record is from RefSeq and is marked validated. NCBI's taxonomy places the organism in Eukaryota, Metazoa, Chordata, Mammalia, Rodentia, Muridae. Gene Ontology annotation, cellular component: kinetochore; dendrite; nucleus. The transcript has 8 exons.